Rhineura floridana is the source of this 2761-nucleotide messenger RNA. It is a transcript of the gene VPS26A, whose product is annotated as VPS26 retromer complex component A. Gene Ontology annotation, cellular component: retromer complex; endosome. The transcript has 9 exons. Gene Ontology annotation, biological process: intracellular protein transport; retrograde transport, endosome to Golgi. The record is from RefSeq and is a predicted model, not a curated record. Lineage: Eukaryota; Metazoa; Chordata; Lepidosauria; Squamata; Rhineuridae. Bases 58 to 1278 code for a protein of 406 amino acids.
GGCCGGGCCUCGGGGGCUUUUGAGACAGGGAGGUUGAGUGGGACAUGGGCCGUUGCCAUGGAUAUGGUACUCCUCUCCGUUCCUUCCUUGCCGGAAGAGCCGGUUCUUCUCGGUGCGCGAGGAGUUCCACUCGAUUGCACACACACCCGGUUCUUCCAGGCGCUUUCGCCGCCUUUCUUGGGGAUGUUAGUGGCGCGUCUUCAGUUGCCUUUUGAAAGGAAGAAAAAGUGCGUGCGCUGGGGUUGGGAGGAAGAGAAGGAGGCCUCCUGUCCUGCGCCCCUCGCUCGUCGCCUUUCGAGUUUUCUUGGAGGCUUGUUUGGUCCCAUUUGUGAGAUCGAUGUUGUUCUUAAUGAUGCAGAAUCACGAAAAACAGCUGAAAUAAAAACAGAAGAUGGUAAAAUAGAAAAACAUUAUCUUUUCUAUGAUGGAGAAUCUGUUUCAGGAAAGGUAAACAUAGUCUUUAAACAACAUGGAAAAAGGUUAGAGCAUCAAGGAAUUAGAAUUGAAUUUGUAGGACAAAUUGAGCUUUUCAAUGACAAGAGCAAUACUCAUGAAUUUGUAAACCUAGUGAAAGAACUGGCCUUACCUGGUGAAUUAACACAAAGCAGAAGUUAUGACUUUGAAUUUAUGCAAGUUGAGAAGCCAUAUGAAUCCUACAUUGGUGCCAAUGUCAGAUUGAGGUAUUUCCUAAAAGUGACAAUAGUAAGAAGAUUGUCAGACUUGGUAAAAGAGUAUGAUCUUAUUGUUCACCAGCUUGCAACAUACCCAGAUGUUAACAACUCGAUUAAAAUGGAAGUAGGCAUUGAGGAUUGUCUGCACAUAGAAUUUGAAUACAACAAAUCCAAGUAUCAUCUAAAGGAUGUAAUUGUUGGAAAAAUCUACUUUCUCUUAGUAAGAAUAAAAAUUCAGCAUAUGGAAUUACAACUGAUCAAAAAGGAAAUUACUGGAAUUGGACCCAGUACCACAACAGAGACAGAGACCAUUGCAAAGUAUGAAAUAAUGGAUGGUGCACCCGUUAAAGGUGAAUCUAUUCCUAUAAGACUCUUUUUGGCAGGCUAUGAUCCUACUCCUACAAUGAGGGAUGUGAAUAAGAAGUUUUCAGUAAGAUACUUCUUGAAUCUAGUAUUAGUAGAUGAAGAGGACAGGCGGUACUUCAAGCAACAGGAGAUCAUUCUUUGGAGAAAAGCUCCUGAGAAACUGAGGAAACAACGAACCAACUUCCAUCAGCGGUUUGAAAGUCCAGAACCACAGGCAUCUGCAGAGCAGCCUGAAAUGUGAACUGGGUGUUGGGUGAAAGAACUGUUGAUAGAUCAGCAGGUUAAAGGUGGCAACAGCCUGUAGGGAAGAAGGCCACACCUCCCAUUUCAACCAUCUUCCUCAUCUUACAGUGCUGCAUUUCCCACACUACUAAAACAUUCUCUAAGUUAGCAUUCAAGUGUGUACAUACAUUUAAAAUAAGUGCUUUCUCAAACACUGGAACUUUCUUAAACUAUUUUAUACUGCACAUUUUACUUUUUGUCUGGUGUGAUGCACUCAGAUAUGCAUAAAGCUUAAAAAAUUUGUUCCCAUGCAUGUAGGCUGGUGCAUUUAAGUUUUGCUUAUCAUUGAUGGCAAACUAUAGCAUUUCCUCUUCCUAUACCACAUUCAUAUUGUACAUUCAUCCUCCCUCAUUAUCUGAUGCUUGUAUGCUUGCACUAAUAAAUACCUUGUCCUAAAUGACAAAUUCAGGGUUUAUAAUGGGAUUUUGUCAAUGCAGAUGGGAUAGUUCUCAUACCAUGGUUUUCAGACCUUGUAUCUUUGUGAUGAAUGUGUAUUAUAAGGCAAGCUUCUCUCUCAUUAUUAGCUUUAUAAGAGGUGACUACUCUUCUGAUUCUUUACUUGGCACCUCCAUCCCAAUGACUCUGUUAUCCGAUUACAGUGCCCCUGAAGACUUGUAUGCCCUGAGUUAAAAUAUAUAGAAUUUUUCCAUUCAGCUGUGUUUCAGUGACAUGGGUGUGUGUGAUAAUGUAGCUUUUCCUGAUUACACUGUUGGAAUCUUGGUCACAUGCACAAAACUGAAUUCAAAUGCACACUUCAUCUUACCACCUUCCCUCUAAUACAGGGAAACAUCCAAAUUUUGGUCUCUGAUCUUGUAUAAGAAAACCUGGGCUUGUAGGAAGGUGUGCGUAUGGAAACUAAACUGAAUCCUAAGUAGCUACUGGAAAUCUGUCUAGUAAAACACCCAAUCAUUUUUAUCUUUACCGGUGAGUGAAUUUAGUGUCUUUGGACGAAGUCCAUUUCCAUCUGUCCACAGUUAAGCACAUAGUUUUCUGGAACACGGUUUACUCUGGGCACAACAUGGAACCUGCUGACUUAGAUGGCUACUCACAUUUAUAGUUCGCUUGGCCUAUCUACCAAGAAUGUUUCUAAACUUCAGUGCAAGUGUUAUUGGUUACCUUACUUUAAGAGUAAGAAAUUUCUAAAUUAUACUUCUGUAACAACUGUUUAUUACCAUGGCACUUUGAUAAAACAUUUGGAGAUGCUGCGUGCUGGGAUAUUUCUCUUAAGAUGGAUGCCUGUGACUGAGAGAACUUAACUCCCUCAUGUAAGUGCCUACUCAGAAUUUCAAACAAAAAAAUGCCAAAUAUUUUCAUGGACACUUGCAUGUUGCAAUCUGGAAACUAUUCCAAUAAACUUUUGAAAACUGAUUGUAUUUAGCCAGCCUCAAAUUGUGCAACUAUGUAUAAUAGACAUAAUAAACUGCUAUUUGAAUUAUUAAAAA